Messenger RNA from Chrysochloris asiatica (Cape golden mole), 686 nucleotides. Its product is annotated as 40S ribosomal protein S5-like. Gene Ontology annotation, biological process: ribosomal small subunit assembly; translation. Gene Ontology annotation, molecular function: rRNA binding; mRNA binding; structural constituent of ribosome. NCBI's taxonomy places the organism in Eukaryota, Metazoa, Chordata, Mammalia, Afrosoricida, Chrysochloridae. The record is from RefSeq and is a predicted model, not a curated record. The transcript has 5 exons. The coding region runs from base 1 to 645 and encodes 214 amino acids. Gene Ontology annotation, cellular component: cytosolic small ribosomal subunit; ribosome.
AUGGUUUCUUCUCCCUACCCAGUUCCCAGGAUGACUGAGUGGGAGACAGCUGCGCCCGCAGUGGCGGAAACCCCGGACAUCAAACUUUUUGGGAAGUGGAGUACAGAUGAUGUGCAGAUCAACGACAUUUCUCUGCAGGACUACAUUGCAGUGAAAGAGAAGUAUGCCAAAUACCUGCCCCACAGUGCAGGGCGCUAUGCCGCCAAACGCUUCCGUAAGGCCCAGUGCCCCAUUGUGGAGCGCCUUACCAACUCCAUGAUGAUGCACGGCCGCAAUAACGGCAAGAAGCUGAUGACUGUGCGCAUCGUCAAGCAUGCUUUUGAGAUAAUCCACCUGCUCACCGGCGAGAACCCUCUGCAGGUUCUGGUGAAUGCCAUCAUUAACAGUGGUCCGCGGGAGGACUCCACACGCAUUGGACGAGCGGGAACAGUGAGGCGUCAGGCUGUGGACGUGUCCCCGCUGCGCCGAGUGAACCAGGCCAUCUGGUUACUGUGCACGGGUGCACGUGAGGCUGCCUUCCGGAACAUCAAGACUAUUGCUGAGUGUCUGGCAGAUGAGCUCAUCAACGCAGCCAAGGGCUCCUCCAACUCCUACGCCAUCAAGAAGAAGGAUGAGCUUGAGCGUGUGGCCAAGUCCAACCGCUGAUCUAGCUGUGGCCCAAUAAACUUUUCAGCCCUUGGGGCAGU